Messenger RNA from Cydia pomonella (codling moth), 2909 nucleotides. RefSeq lists its product as uncharacterized. The transcript is spliced from 6 exons. The record is from RefSeq and is a predicted model, not a curated record. The coding region runs from base 1015 to 1977 and encodes 320 amino acids. NCBI's taxonomy places the organism in Eukaryota, Metazoa, Arthropoda, Insecta, Lepidoptera, Tortricidae.
UAAAUAUUGUUAAGAAACUGUAAUGAAGAAGUAAUUUAAUACACAAUACCUACCUAACCACAUGACACAUUGGUAUUUCUUAUACACGCAUCAUCGUGCAAAGCGUAACGGGCUCAGCUGCGGUGUCGCGCGCUGAUAAUGAAUUCCAAUUUCACACCCAAUGCAUCUCUUCGCCAUUUACUGCAUGGGACGUUAGACGAUAGGACUCCGUUAGAGUUGGGAUACGCCCUACCUAAGAUAUAAUCUGGCUAAUAGCACCUUUCUUCUUCUUCACGUGCCAUCUCCGUUCAGGAGGUUGGCGACCAUAUGACUAUAUGUCGCUCUAUGUUCAGUCAUGCGAAUUAGUCUAUCUAUGCUCUUCACUUUUAACCAGACUCUUAUAAAUACGCUGCAUUUCUUUUCUUAAUUGUUGAUACUACUUCUAGAUCUUUUUUCAUGAUUUCCAAAACUCUGAUAUCAAUAUCAGUUAUUCUAUCAGACCUACACAGACAGAUCUACCGUUUGUGCUAAUAAUGCUAAUAAUUGAAACCACAUUGAAACCCGAUCGAGCAAAGAGAAUGAUUCCAAGUAGAAUCUUGAGUGCUUUGAGGCUUUCAAGACACGUGAGGUGAACAAAUUUUGCUGACGAAUGAAACAGUGUUUUCACCACACCAACUUGAGGAAAAUACUGUAAACAUUACAAGCUUAAUUCACAUUAAUGCUAUUAAAUAAUGAUCAUUCAAAAUCAUCACUUAUAAGUCCAUCCUAUGAGCUAACGUGACGGAAACAACGUCAAAUUUAGGUACAUCAAAUUACCUACUUUGCAUUCUAGAUUAAAUUUUUCAAAGAAAACAGAGCAUUUAAAAUAAACGAAAAUGUGUUGGUUAAAUAUCGUGUGCCAUCCUUAUUCCCAACGUCACAAAUUGGGUCAAUUGAUGGAAAAUGUGAGGCUACUGUUGCGUCUAAAUCUAUUACCACAGCUUAUAAAACCCUCCCGCGAACGGCUACCCUUUUCAGUCCAAACUCAACCGCACAAUGAGUCAAACUAAACCGAAAACGUGUGAAAAGAAAGUAAAAACCGCGGAACUAAAAGUGUUAAAGAUACUAAGCAGAAUAAAUGCGUUAAAAUUAAACGAUUCGAAUAUGGCGCGCUUGGAAGUGGACAUGAAGAGAGUUGAGAUAUACUUUUUAGCGGGAGUUUUGAAAUUUAGGUUUCUAUUUCCGGUAGCCAUUUUGUUUUUUGUGUCUGCUAUGUGGUGGAUUUAUUCGGAACUAUCGUCAAAAAACUGCCUCAUCUCCCUGCCAUCAUCAUCUAAAGCGCUCUUCCGCCCCCCUGAAGACUGCUCAAUGUGCGUCGGUGUCGAUGACGUCACGCGCGUCUCCAACAUCUCUGCACAGGAGUUCGAGGAGCUGUAUGCGUAUAACACGGUGCCGGUCAUUGUUACUGAUGCUACUAAGGACUGGAAGGCUAUUAAAGAAUUCAACUUCAACUUCUUCCGUGAUUUCUACCGACAAGGGUCGCUGGGACGGCAGACUGGCGACUGCUCCUUCUUUGCCUACAAUUCGGGGCUGCGGUCGCUCAGCGAGGUGUUCGCUAUGGAUGAGCGACGAGCGAACUUGUCUGGAGAUCCAUGGUACGUCGGGUGGAGCACGUGCCUAGACGGUGAGACGCGAGCGCUCCGCGAAUACUAUUCGCGGCCCUACUUCCUCCCUCGAGGUGCUGAGAGCGACGCGACUGACUGGCUGUUCAUGGGCGGCCCGGGACAGGGAGCACAUAUGCACGUGGAUUCGGUGCGACACGUAUCAUGGCAGGCGCAGAUACGCGGGCACAAGCAAUGGCAGCUGGCUCCGCCGCCUGAGUGCCUGUAUCAAUGCCGCUGGAUCACCUUCACCGUUAACCCUGGGGAGAUAUUGGUGGUAGACACGAACCGCUGGUACCACCGCACCACCGUGUUGCCGGGCGACAUCAGUAUCACCAUCGGAGCCGAAUACGACUAAACUACUUUGUACACUCAAGGUAUUAAAUAUCGAUACGGACAGAGUGCCGAAAAUAUGUACAAACUACCUUAAUGUAUGGGCAGUAAGGGUGUGUAUACAUCAAUUAAUUUUUGACAAGCAGAAACGUCUGCGAACGAUGCUAUUAAGCUUAGAAUAAAUUUAAAAGGGGAAAAAUUACUGCCUUGGGUGAGACUUGAACUCACGGCCUCUGGAUCGAUACUCCAGCGCACUGCCAUCUGAGCCACCAAGACCUCACCCAUAGGCAGCAAAUUUUCCACGAUAUGGUUCUAGGGGACCCUAGCGACAUCUUCCGUAAGAACAUACAAUGUGUAUACAUAUUUUUGCUGCUUUGUCCGUGCCGAAAUUUAAUACCUUAACUGUAAAGCUACAAGUCACAAGUUAACCAGCAACACUGAUUAGAAGGUGCUUAUUAUUGAUUGGACCCGUGGAUCCAGGUUUUCUCUCCCUCUCACUGAGCGAGAUGGCUACGCGUGCCCGGGGUCGCGGGUAUCAUGUUUUUGUAUUAUAAAGUUUUGUACCUGUAUACUUUUUAACCAAAAAUUGCACCCUAAGAGAAAAGUAUACCACGUUCUAUUCUAGACUGCAUCGGCAAUUACUAUCAGGUGAGAUUGUGGACAAAUGCUUACCUUUUCCUAAUAAAAUAAAUAAAUAAAUAAAACGUGACAUCAAGCGUACUCCCAUCGUAAAGGCCGGCAACGCACUUACAACCCCUCUGGUGUUGCAGGUGUUCAUGGGCGGCGGUAAUCGAUUACCAUCAGGUGAUCCGUCUGCUCGUUUGCCUCCCCUACCAUAAAAAAAAACAAUAUCCCUCUUGAAUUACUUUUAAAAAGUUAAAGGCACAACUUAUUCUGUCAUUCAGUACCAUUCAAUAAAAUUUUGCAAUAUAGCUUGCUAUAAAAAAAAAGAAAUCU